AUUAUUUUCGAGCGUUCCUUGCUUUAAAACCCCCGGUGAAUAGCAACGUCUGCGCAAAAAGAAGACAGAAGUAACUGAUUACUACGUAUCCCAGGAUGGAAGAAGACUUCACCCAGCUAUCAUCGCGGACUAUUUUACUAGCAUCGCUUACUUCUCUGGUUGUUAUACACCUGUGGUUCUGGUUGCAGCGGUACAGGAGCUGCCACGGACCACCCGGACCGUUUCCUUGGCCGAUUAUCGGAAACGCCGCACAACUCGGCAGUACCCCUCAUGUCUACUUCAGUCGUAUGGCUAAGAAAUACGGCAGUGUCUUCCAAAUUAAACUUGGAAGUCGCGCCGUUGUGGUUCUUAAUGGAGAUGCCAUUAAACAGGCUCUCAUCAAGAAGGGAAUAGAUUUUGCGGGAAGGCCUGAUUUCACAUCUUUUCAGGUCAUUUCCAAUGGUAAUAGCAUGGCAUUUGGAAAUUAUAGCGAAUGGUGGAAAAUGCACCGAAAAGUUGCGCAAUCCACUAUUCGGUCAUUCUCCACUAGUAAUAUCCACACCAAGAGAGCGCUCGAGAACCACGUUGUGGGCGAGAUCAGGGAGCUCGUGAAACUCUUUUUGAGAAGAACUGAAGAGCAGGCGUAUUUCCAACCCCACACUUACCUUGUGGUUUCCGUAGCAAAUAUUAUGAGCGCAGUGUGUUUUGGGAACAGGUAUUCCUAUGAUGACACGGAGUUUCAGCAAGUGGUAGGUAGAAAUGAUCAGUUUACAAAGACAGUCGGUGCUGGGAGCAUAGUGGAUGUGAUGCCAUGGCUGCAGUAUUUCCCAAACCCCAUCAAGACCUUGUUCGAACACUUCAAAGAGCUUAAUAAGGAGUUUUACCAGUUCAUUCUGUCCAAAGUUGUAGAGCAUCGAAAGACCAUCGAGUCCAGUAUUGUCCGUGACAUGACCGAUGCCUUCAUCUUUGCUCUGGACCAAGGAAUGAGCGUCCCUCCGAACGUCUCUCUGGGGAAAGAGUAUGUACCCUCAAUUAUGAGUGACAUUUUCGGAGCAAGCCAGGACACACUCUCGACGGCUCUGCAGUGGAUCAUUCUCAUACUUGUCAGGUACCCUGAAAUUCAGAAGCGUCUGCAGGAUGAAGUUGACCGAGUUGCUGACCGUAGCCGUCUGCCCAGCAUUGAGGACCAGCCACGCUUGCCUUAUGUCAUGGCCUUCAUAUAUGAAGUGAUGCGUUUCACUAGCUUUGUUCCUGUCACUAUCCCCCACAGCACCACCACUGACACCACCAUUGGCGGCUACCCCAUCCCCAAAGGCACCGUCAUCUUCGUCAACCAGUGGUCUAUGAACCACGACCCGACCAAGUGGGAGAAUCCUGACGUAUUCAACCCGCUACGCUUUCUGGACGAAGAUGGGCAACUAAACAAAGACCUGACAAGUAACGUGCUCAUCUUCUCUGUGGGUAAGCGGAGGUGCAUUGGAGAAGACUUGUCCAAAAUGCAGUUGUUUCUCUUCACCUCAGUGCUGAUGCACCAGUGCAACUUCACCCCUGAGACGACUCCCAGUAUGGACUACAUGUACGGGCUGACGCUGAAACCAAACCCCUUCAAGGUGGCAGUGAGUCUUCGUGAUGACCUGAAGCUUUUAGAAGAAGUGGUCAGGCUUCCUCUCUGUGACCAGGGUCAUGCCGAAAAGACCAGUGAGGAAUCUCGCAACUAA
Molecule: messenger RNA, 1697 nt
Organism: Chanos chanos (milkfish)
Lineage: Eukaryota; Metazoa; Chordata; Actinopteri; Gonorynchiformes; Chanidae
Gene: cyp1b1
Product: cytochrome P450, family 1, subfamily B, polypeptide 1
Exons: 3
Coding region: 96-1697 (533 amino acids)
Biological process (GO): hormone biosynthetic process; progesterone metabolic process
Molecular function (GO): heme binding; steroid 17-alpha-monooxygenase activity; oxidoreductase activity, acting on paired donors, with incorporation or reduction of molecular oxygen, reduced flavin or flavoprotein as one donor, and incorporation of one atom of oxygen
Source: RefSeq, a predicted model, not a curated record